Ochotona curzoniae (black-lipped pika) is the source of this 1602-nucleotide messenger RNA. It is a transcript of the gene KCNN1, whose product is annotated as potassium calcium-activated channel subfamily N member 1. Gene Ontology annotation, cellular component: plasma membrane; neuronal cell body; neuron projection. Gene Ontology annotation, molecular function: calmodulin binding; small conductance calcium-activated potassium channel activity. The record is from RefSeq and is a predicted model, not a curated record. The transcript has 10 exons. Bases 1 to 1602 code for a protein of 533 amino acids. Lineage: Eukaryota; Metazoa; Chordata; Mammalia; Lagomorpha; Ochotonidae. Gene Ontology annotation, biological process: potassium ion transmembrane transport.
AUGAACAGCCACAGCUACAAUGGCAGCGUGGGGCGGCCGCUGGGCCUGCUGGGCCGCGAGCCCACGGAGCCCGAGGCCGGCCACCCCGCCGCCCCGCCGCUGCCCGGCCUGCAGGUGGUGGUGGCCGGCCGCGAGCCGCGGGGCCGGCGGCAGGAGCAGGAGGCCGAGGCGGAGGACGAGGACGAGGACGACGGGCCGGGCAGGGCGUCGGGGCGGCCGGCCACCGCGGGUCACCGCCUGGGCCACCGCCGCGCGCUCUUCGAGAAGCGCAAGCGCCUCAGCGACUACGCGCUCAUCUUCGGCAUGUUCGGCAUCGCCGUCAUGGUCACCGAGACCGAGCUGUCCUGGGGCGUGUACUCCAAGGAGUCUCUGCAUUCCUUCGCUCUCAAAUGCCUCAUCAGCCUGUCCACCGUCAUCCUCCUGGGACUUGUGGUCCUGUACCACGCACGUGAGAUCCAGCUGUUCAUGGUGGACAACGGUGCGGACGACUGGCGCAUCGCCAUGACGUGCGAGCGCGUGUUGCUCAUCUCGCUGGAGCUGGCGGUGUGCGCCAUCCACCCGGUGCCGGGUCACUACCGCUUCACGUGGACGGCACGCCUGGCCUUCACGUACGCGCCGUCGGUGGCCGAGGCCGACGUGGACGUCCUGCUGUCCGUGCCCAUGUUCCUGCGCCUCUACCUGCUGGGCCGCGUGAUGCUGCUGCACAGCAAGAUCUUCACGGACGCCUCCAGCCGCAGCAUCGGCGCGCUCAACAAGAUCACCUUCAACACGCGCUUCGUCAUGAAGACGCUCAUGACCAUCUGCCCCGGCACCGUGCUGCUCGUCUUCAGCAUCUCGUCCUGGGUCAUCGCUGCGUGGACUGUGCGCGUGUGCGAGAGGGAGCACAUGUACCACGACAAACAGGAAGUGACCAGCAACUUCCUGGGGGCCAUGUGGCUCAUCUCCAUUACCUUCCUGUCCAUCGGCUACGGUGACAUGGUCCCGCACACCUACUGCGGGAAGGGCGUGUGUCUGCUCACGGGCAUCAUGGGAGCUGGCUGCACCGCGCUCGUGGUGGCCGUGGUGGCCCGGAAGCUGGAACUGACCAAGGCUGAGAAGCAUGUGCACAACUUCAUGAUGGACACUCAGCUCACCAAGCGGAUCAAAAACGCCGCUGCUAAUGUUCUCAGGGAGACGUGGCUCAUCUACAAACACACCAGGCUGGCGAAGAAGCCUGACCAGGCCCGGGUUCGGAAGCACCAGCGUAAGUUCCUCCAAGCCAUCCAUCAGGCUCAGAAGCUGCGGAGCGUGAAGAUUGAGCAAGGGAAGCUGAACGACCAGGCUUCCACGCUGGCAGACCUGGCCAAGACCCAGCACGUCAUGUACGACCUCGUGUCCGAGCUGCACGCCCAGCAGGAGGACCUGGAAGCCCGCUUGCUGGCCCUGGAAAGCCGCCUGGACGCGCUCAGCUCCUCCCUCCAGGCCCUGCCUGGCCUCAUCGCCCAAGCCAUACGUCCACUCCCACCGCCCCUGCCGUCCCGGCUCUGCCCGGGCACCCCGGACCAGGCUGCCCGGAGCCCUCCAUGCAGCUGGCCGCCUGUGAGCCCUUCGGACUGCGGGUGA